AUGGGAAACGACGCGCUUCGUCUCAAUCCCCCGAACUCAACCUUCCAUCUGAGCACGAACGGCUCAGACUGGUUGUGGGCGGUGUUUUCUAUCAUGGCCGUCUCCCUUUUAGCCGCUAUUGGUGGAUCACUAAUGCGGCCUAAGGGCACUCGGCUCUUCCACCAGAUUGCUGUCAUCGUUUUAACUACCGCCAGUAUUGCAUACUUCUCUAUGGCGUCAGACCUCGGCGCGACACCGAUAACCGUCGAGUUCCGUAACGAUAACAACCCUAAUCCAACCCGUCAAAUCUGGUAUGUUCGGUAUAUUCAAUGGUUCAUCACCUUCCCUCUACUGCUCCUCGAAUGUCUCCUCGCUACUGGGCUGUCACUGUCCGACAUCAUGACUACGCUCUUCAUGGCCAUCGUACUAGUCGUAUGCGGCCUGAUCGGCGCACUCGUACACAGCACCUACAAGUGGGGUUACUUCGUCUUUGGAGUAUGCGCACUCUUCUACAUCUGGUACGUGCUCCUACUGCAUGCACCGUCAACGACCUUCGCGGCGGGUGGCGAGACGCGCAGCGGCUACUACGCAGCAGCCGGCUACCUCUCAUUCAUGCUGAUCACCUACCCGAUCUGUUGGGCGUGCUCAGAGGGCGGCAACGUCAUCACGGUCACCUCCGAGAUGAUAUGGUACGGCAUUCUCGAUAUCCUCACCGGCCCAGUCUUCCUCGCCAUCUUCCUUUGGGAACUCCGGAGCGUAGACUAUGAGGCGUUCGGCUUCAACUCCGGCAAGUACGUCGACCACGGUGACGUGCCCACCAGGGAGAAGCAGCGGAUGCAAACCGAGCCUGCCACCCACCAGGCUACUUCCACUGGUGUGCAGGCGUAG
This is a messenger RNA of Laetiporus sulphureus 93-53, 867 nucleotides long. Its product is annotated as heat shock protein 30. The record is from RefSeq and is a predicted model, not a curated record. Bases 1 to 867 code for a protein of 288 amino acids. Gene Ontology annotation, cellular component: endoplasmic reticulum; plasma membrane. NCBI's taxonomy places the organism in Eukaryota, Fungi, Basidiomycota, Agaricomycetes, Polyporales, Laetiporaceae. The transcript has 4 exons.